Messenger RNA from Mytilus californianus (California mussel), 456 nucleotides. RefSeq lists its product as uncharacterized. The record is from RefSeq and is a predicted model, not a curated record. The transcript has a single exon. Lineage: Eukaryota; Metazoa; Mollusca; Bivalvia; Mytilida; Mytilidae. Bases 1 to 456 code for a protein of 151 amino acids.
AUGAAUGAGGAAUACUCUACAUCACCAUUUAUGAAUGAGGAAUACUCUGCAUCACCAUUUAUGAAUGAGGAAUACUCUACAUCACCAUUUAUGGAUGAGGAAUACUCUGCAUCACCAUUUAUGGAUGAGAAAUACUCUACAUCACCAUUUAUGAAUGAGGAAUACUCUACAUCACCAUUUAUGAAUGAGGAAUACUCUACAUCACCAUUUAUGGAUGAGAAAUACUCUACAUCACCAUUUAUGGAUGAGGAAUACUCUACAUCACCAUUUAUGGAUGAGAAAUACUCUACAUCACCAUUUAUGAAUGAGGAAUACUCUACAUCACCAUUUAUGAAUGAGGAAUACUCUACAUCACCAUUUAUGAAUGAGGAAUACUCUACAUCACUAUUUAUGAAUGAGGAAUACUCUACAUCACCAUUUAUGAAUGAGGAAUACUCUACAUCACCAUUUAUUUAG